Molecule: messenger RNA, 1806 nt
Organism: Exophiala xenobiotica
Lineage: Eukaryota; Fungi; Ascomycota; Eurotiomycetes; Chaetothyriales; Herpotrichiellaceae
Exons: 1
Coding region: 1-1806 (601 amino acids)
Molecular function (GO): oxidoreductase activity; copper ion binding
Source: RefSeq, a predicted model, not a curated record
AUGCUUUUCUUCUUGUCACUCGCUUUACUUCUGUUUGGCCAGUCUCUGGCGGCCUUCGUUCCCAGCGCUGAGCUUGUCCAAGUCCCCAACGACUUCGUUCGAAGACAAGCUUCCCAAACCAGUAUCAGCUCAGCUACUACGACGAAGAAAGCAGACUCACAAUGCACGAACGGGCCGCAGACCCGUCAAUGCUGGGGCAAUGGCUUUAGCAUUGCUACCAACUACGACAGCACAUGGCCCAACACUGGUGUGGUCGUCCCAUAUCACUUGGAAAUUACGAACACCACAAUGGCUCCAGAUGGUGUUCCCAGAAGAGUUUAUUCAAUCAACAAUCAAUACCCUGGCCCUACAAUUCGAGCGAAUUGGGGAGAUACUCUCCAAAUCACCGUCAAGAACAGCCUUACCACCAAUGGCACCAGCAUCCAUUGGCAUGGUGUACGACAAUGGUAUUCGAACCAUAUGGACGGCACGAACGGCGUGACGGAGUGCCCUCUUGCUCCUGGAGAAACUCGCACAUACACAUUUCUCUGCACCCAGUUUGGUUCAACCUGGUAUCACAGCCACUAUAGCGACCAAUAUUCUGAUGGAGUCGUGGGCACAUUGAUCAUCGACGGCCCUACAACCUCGAAUUAUGAUGUUGAUCUCGGUGCCUUUCCAAUCAACGACUGGUUCUACCGACCUGCUUUCGAGAUUGCUCCAUUGAUCCAGAACGCCGUCUUGCGUGGGCCCCCACCGGGAGACAAUAUCCUCAUCAACGGGACAAACGUCAAAGUCAACGGCACUGUAGGCCAAUACAGUAGGACCACUCUGACCAAGGGUAAGAAAUACAAGCUACGCCUCGUUAAUAUGUCCACCAACGACAACUUCAAGGUCGGCCUAGAUGGGCACAACUUCACCGUUGUCACGGCAGACUUCGUUCCCAUCGUGCCCUACAGCACACAAUGGCUUCCCAUAGCGAUCGGACAGCGCUACGACGUCGUUAUCAAUGCCAACCAACCGAUCGACAGCUAUUGGUUCCACGUUGUCCCUCAAGCCGGCUGCAGUAACAACCUGAACAAGAACGCACUUGCGAUCUUCACCUACAGCGGCGCCGCGUCGAGCACGCCGUCCAACGCGACACGCUCCAACGCACCCGCCGGCGCCCCCGACUGCAAUGACCCGAACAAGAAUCUGAUGCCGUACGUCAAGCUCGACGUGCCGGACAACUACACGAUCCCGCAAUCCUCAGUACUCGAUGUCGGCUUUGCCAUUGUCCAGAACACCGCCAACCAGACAAAAGUCCAAUGGAACCUGAACUUCACAGCUAUCCAGGUCCCCUGGGGCGCCCCUACGCUGCAGUACGUGCUGAACAACAACACCAACUACCCACCGAACAUGAAUCUGAUCUCGCUGCCCAACGCAAACGCCUGGAGCUACUGGGUCAUCCAGGCAGUGCCGACCGUCGCGCCGGCCCAGCCUCAUCCGAUCCAUUUGCAUGGGCACGACUUUUACGUCCUAGGCGCGGAUUCGGGAAUUUUCAACAACUCACAGACAUUGAAUUAUAAGAACCCUCCCAGGCGCGAUGUUGCCAUGCUGCCGGCGUCAGGGUAUUUGGUUCUCGCAUUCAUAACCGACAAUCCGGGUGCGUGGCUGAUGCAUUGUCACAUUGCGUUCCAUGUAAGUCUCGGUUUCGGGGCGCAGUUCCUCGAGCAGCCGGAUUAUAUCAGGAAUAAACUGCCCAUUGGGCAGGAUUUCAGUAAUCAGUGCGCGAGUUGGAAUAAGUACUAUGCCACUGCCACGUAUCAGCAGGAGGAUUCGGGAUUGUGA